GCUCGCGGUCGCCGGUGGUCGCUGGACCGCGACGCCGCGGGCUGGUGGAGGCGCGGCUCCGGCGCGAUGAAGGACCUGGGGGCAGAGUACUCGGCGGGUCGAGAAGGGGUGCAGCUCUUCGGAUUGCUGAGCCUCUAUCUGGAGCAGGAGCAGAGAUUCCAACCUCGGGAGAAAGGGCUGAGCUUGAUCGAGGCUACCCCGGAGGAUGAUAACACUUUGUGUCCAAGAUUGAGAAAUGCCAAAGUAGAAGAUUUAAGGAGUUUAACCAACUUUUUUGGAUCUUGCACUGAAACUUUUGUCCUGGCUGUCAAUAUUUUAGAUAGAUUCUUGGCUCUUAUGAAGGUGAAACCUAAGCAUUUGUCUUGCAUUGGAGUCUGUUGUUUUUUGCUGGCUGCUAGGAUAAUUGAAGAAGAAUGCAAUGUCCCGUCCACUCACGAUGUAAUCCGGAUUAGUCAGUGUAAAUGUACUGCUUCUGACAUCAAACGGAUGGAAAAAAUAAUUUCAGAAAAAUUGCACUAUGAAUUGGAAGCAACUACUGCCUUAAACUUUUUGCACUUGUACCAUACUAUUGUCCUGUGUCAUACAUCAGAAAGGAAGGAAAUCCUGAGUCUGGAUAAACUGGAAGCUCAUCUGAAAGCUUGCCACUGCCGACUCACCUUCUCAAAAGCAAAACCAUCUGUGUUAGCUUUGUGCCUUCUCAAUUUGGAAGUAGAAACGUUGAAGUCCAUCGAAUUACUGGAAAUUCUUCUCAUUGUUAAAAAACAUUCUAAGGUUAACGAUGCCGAGUUCAUUUAUUGGAGGGAGUUAGUUUCUAAAUGCCUCGCUGAAUAUUCUUCCCCUGCGUGUUGCAAACCAGACCUAAAGAAACUGGUUUGGAUCGUUUCGAGGCGCACAGCCCAGAGCCUCCACAGCAGCUACUAUAGUGUCCCUGAACUGCCAACGAUUCCCGAGGGGGCGUGUUUUGAUGAAAGUGAAAGUGAGGACUCCGGUGAAGAUAUGAGCUGUGAAGACAGUCUGAGCAGCUCUCCUUCCAGUGAUCAAGAGUGCACUUUCUUUUUCAACUUCAAAGUGGCACAGACACUGUGCUUUCCAUCUUAGAAACCCAGUUGUUCUGUGUGAGAAUUUACUGUGUGUGCGGAUUACAAAGCAAUAAAUGGGGGAGUAGGUAGUUUUCUGGUCCGUCCCCCGUCUAGACAGGAAUCGCUUAGACUGGGAUACCUACCUUCUAUUUAUUAUUCAGAUCAGAUCUGGCCUAUUUUCAUAUUUAAUCCUAAGCCAUCAAAUGGGUUAGUGCCUCUUAAACGAUUAACAAUCUUUUACACAUUGGCACUUUAUUUUUCUCAUCAAUCUUUAGCUGUUUAGGGGAGGAGGGAAGGUGCUGAUACCUUCAAUUUGUUACUUUUCAAGAAGAUUUUUAAAGAUGAAUAGUGUAGCUUAUCUUAAAACUUUUUAUAAAGCCUUCAUCUGUCCUUAUUUAAACAGAUUGGGAGUGUACGAGUACUUCCUUCGCAGGGACUGUGGAUGACCCCUGAAUGGUUUAUCAUAGAUCUCCCCUAGUCUCCGGUCUCCGAACAGAGAAUAUACUCUCCAGUGUCAUACACAUUUUGUUGUUUUGUUACUCUUUAAAUGAUCACUUGCUCUCUUAUGCAGACUCUAUAAACUUAGGAAUUAUAAUACUGACAUUUCUGUGAAUUUUAGUAUGUAAUGUGUUAAUUGAAGUUUCUGCUGAAGCAGAAAUACUUGACAGGCUACGGUUGUUAGAUAGUUGCAUUUUUAAUGCCUAAGUACUGUCAGACUAUAGUAUUAUUUUAAUGUUAUUAAAACAAUCCAUAAUCUGUUAGUUAUGCAUGCACCUGUAUGAAAGCAGUGCAGGAAGUUGAAGAGAACUAGGUAACUGUGGAAUUGAUAAACGUUGAUCUAGUAACAUUUUACUUCUUUUUCUUACAUUCAAAAAGUCUGCAUGAUUAUGUUAUUCCUUUGUAAUUCACAUUUCAAAAAUAAUGGUAUGAGUGUAUGGGUGCCAAGACUGAACAUGAAGGUU
Messenger RNA from Lontra canadensis (Northern American river otter), 2041 nucleotides. RefSeq names its product cyclin G2 (gene CCNG2). Gene Ontology annotation, molecular function: cyclin-dependent protein serine/threonine kinase regulator activity. Bases 67 to 1098 code for a protein of 343 amino acids. NCBI's taxonomy places the organism in Eukaryota, Metazoa, Chordata, Mammalia, Carnivora, Mustelidae. Gene Ontology annotation, cellular component: cytoplasm; cyclin-dependent protein kinase holoenzyme complex; nucleus. The record is from RefSeq and is a predicted model, not a curated record. Gene Ontology annotation, biological process: mitotic cell cycle phase transition; regulation of cyclin-dependent protein serine/threonine kinase activity. The transcript has 8 exons.